AUGUUUCAACUCUUCAGUUGUUUUCUGGCUUUUCUUCUUUUCAACAACAUUCUCAGUUGGAGUCCAUCAAAUUUCACUUACAAUGCUGGUCAAGAUUACAGUCUCGUCUGGGAAGAUGAUUUCGAAAAUGUCGGUGCCAUCAAAGCAACAAUCAAUGGCGCACCGGCCUAUGCACCAAAUUCAGCAAAUUGGGUUCUCAAUACCGGAAAUAUCAACGGUGGUUUACAAAAUUAUACGAAUUCUAUUGAUAAUGCUUACGUUCAGAAUGGUCAAUUGAAUAUUGUUGCAUACAAAGAAGGAUAUACAUCAGCAAUGCUUUCCAGUGUUGGUCUUCGAGAAUUCACCUUCGGAAAAUUUGCAGCAAAAAUCUGUUUACCAUAUGGACAAGGUAUAUGGCCAGCAUGGUGGUUACUUGGAAACGCUUGGAAUAAAUACAAACUCUAUUGGCCGACUGUUGGAGAAAUUGAUAUUUUGGAAAUGAUCGGUGGACGUCAAUGGGGAACUCCAAACGACAAAAUCGCACAUGCAACAAUUCAUUGGAACAAUGCAUCGAAUGCGAUGUCACCAUUGUAUCAUGCUUCAUACGGAACACAAUGGCAAACACCUGAUGGAUCUUUGCUGCAUAAUAAUAGUCUAGUUUAUUGGACAGAAUGGACCCCAACACAAAUUAGUAUUGGAUUGAAUGAAUUUACAUAUUUUCAAUUUAAUACGACGAAUAUCACUCAAUCGAUCAAUCCAGUCGAUGCUUUUGGUGGUAAAUGGCCUUUUUACAUGAUAUUGAAUAUUGCUAUUGGAGGAUCAUGGCCAGGAUCACCAAACAAUAGUACAGUUUGGCCUCAACGAAUGGUUGUCGAUUGGAUUCGGGUUUAUCAAAAACCGUAG
Molecule: messenger RNA, 882 nt
Organism: Adineta ricciae
Lineage: Eukaryota; Metazoa; Rotifera; Eurotatoria; Adinetida; Adinetidae
Source: the annotation of a GenBank genome assembly